Molecule: messenger RNA, 1968 nt
Organism: Orbicella faveolata
Lineage: Eukaryota; Metazoa; Cnidaria; Anthozoa; Scleractinia; Merulinidae
Product: RNA polymerase II subunit A C-terminal domain phosphatase SSU72-like
Biological process (GO): mRNA processing
Cellular component (GO): nucleus
Molecular function (GO): phosphoprotein phosphatase activity
Source: RefSeq, a predicted model, not a curated record
UGUUGGGUGUUGAGUAACUUUCGCGAAGGAAAAUCCAUUUCCAUCGAACUCUACGAAAGGUUUUUUUCUUGUAUAAUAUAGUAUUUGCCUUAGUAUUUAUCCCAGUUUUCGAUAGUUUGUUAAUUGUGUCACCAUUGAUGCCUCUGAACCUGAGAAUUAUGGUUCAAAAGUUACGAAUCGCCGUUGUUUGCUCCAGCAACCAAAACCGCAGUAUGGAAGCGCAUAAUUUCUUAAGCAAGCGCGGUUUCAACGUGAAAUCCUUUGGUUCUGGAGUGCAAGUGAAGCUGCCUGGACCAGCACCGGAUCGACCAAACAUUUAUUCGUUUGAAACAACCUACGAUGAAAUGUACAAAGAUUUACUGAAAAGAGACCCACAACUAUAUAAACAAAAUGGAAUCCUCCAUAUGUUGGACAGAAACAGAAGAAUAAAAGCACACCCUGAGAGAUUCCAAGAAACUGAAGAAGAGUUUGAUCUUGUUGUCACAGUUGAGGAGAGGGUAUAUGACCAGGUUAUUGAGUACCUGGAGUCAAGAGGUUCCCAAAGCUACUCACCAGUGCAUGUGAUAAACUUGGAUAUUCAGGAUAACCAUGAAGAAGCAACAGUAGGGGCCUUUCAUAUAUGUGAAAUGUGUCAAGCUAUUGAAGGCCUAGACGACUUAGAAAAUGAAAUUGAUGAAGUUCUUCACAAACUGGAAAAAAAAUGGACAAGAACUCUACUUCAUACAGUAGCUUUCUACUAAAUAUUGAAUAUUUGUACAAAUAGAUAUAUUUUAUUUCACCUUAAGUGUAAAUAGAUAUUUGUGAUUUUGUGAUAUUCUGGUUAUUCCAAGGUACCCUAAGUUGAAAAUGCAAUAUAGGUCAGUCUAUGCACUUAGCUGUUAAAACCCUAGGAAUUGGCAGGGACAAAUUAAAACAGCUUGAAAGUAGUUGGGAGACAAGUGGGUAAUUUUGUAGGAAAUGGUUGGGAGAAAAAUGGGGGCAGAAAGAGCUUGAAGGAACGGAAUACUGUAGGUAACAUGAAGAUGUGUAACAUGGGUGUUAACACAUAACUUGCAAGAGAAUUAGAUGCUUAUGCAAGUAAAUCAGUGGAGUAAUAACCUGAUCCUCCCAAGACUUUCCCAUAAUGAUCCCUAAUAUCUUAACAAUCAAUUAGAGGGAACUUUUGAACCAAUUAGAAUUACAGUAUUGUUUAGAGACUUUGUGACACCACUCAAAUCAACACAAGUUAGAAUAAUUUAAAUUAUAUUAUUUAAAUGCUGUAUGUAAUUAAUAUAAACCUGUAUGGCCCAACUUUAGGAACAGUUUAAUCUGUUCAUUAUAUUGUUUCUCUAAAUUGGCUUGAAUAUUUUUUAUGCUUUUUGUAUGUACAAAAAUAUUACAAAUCCACCCAGAUUGUCAGAUGAAACACAAACAAGAAGUUUAUAUCAAUCACUCCUAAACUUUGGAAACCCAAUAUCUUGAACUUCAAGGGGAAACAGAAGAGAGAGCUCGAGUUAUUUGGGUCAAAUUAACAUUACAGUGAAACAUCCAAGGAAAACAACCUUUGGUUUGCUUCGUUGGGAGGUCUCGAAAAAAUUCAGGGCUCUAGAAAUUGGGAUUUCCACCAAAAUUUUCAAUAAUAAUAGUAACCCUACCUCAAUAAGGAUUUUCUCUGUCCACUGGUUAGAUACUUAACUGUAUUUUUGUCUGAAGUAGUCUAGCUGAUAUAAUGUCUGUAUGAACUUUUAACUUUCAACUCCAGGACGGUUACAAUAUGGAGUCUGUGGAGCAGGCAGAGAAAGCAACAAGGAUGUAGUAAUAACUGCAACUAAUGUUAACAGUAGUAUUUAGUAUGUAAGUUGCAGUGUGUCUGCAUUUAUAAAAUACUUUAGGGUGUUUGUCAAUAAUAUACUUGGCCCAAUAUUUUGGCAGGGGUGCGUCAUGUGUCAAAGGGACUUUCUUAAAUAUAUGGCAUUUUUUUUCCUUCUU